AUGAAAAAUGAAGAAGCAAAUAUUAUGAACAAAUUGGAGGACGAAAUUCGAAUAAAGAAAAAUUUCGAACGACAGUUCGAAAAAACGAAAAUUCAGUUACAAAAUCGAAACAAAGAUUUGGCAUGCUCUGAACAAAAAAUUUUGGUCUUCCAACAAGAACUUGAGGUCGAAAAUAAUGCUAUCGCAGAGUUUCAUAAGCAACCGUUAGCUACACCAUUAAGUAUUUCUAAAAAGAUUGAGGGGAAUACAGAAAUCACUACCGCUGUGGAUAGAAUGGUGGAUUUUGAGCGGAAAUACAAAAUUCUGGUUGUUGAAUUGAAAAAAAAGAAUGAAAUUAUUUAUGAAUUGAAACGGAGUUUGGAGGAAGAAUUUUUUCAAAGAAAUGAACUAAAUCAACUCCUCAGAAAAGCUCAAAAUAAUUUUCAACUCAUCGAAGAGGGCUUGGAACUUGGAAGGAAUCUUGUCCUACUUAAAACACAGAAUGAUCAAUUCACGACACAACUAGAGGAGAACGAGAAAAAAAUUGAAGAACUUAAACAAAAAAUUUUUUUACUGCGUAAUCAGACGAGAAAAGUCGAAGGAGGCAUAGACUUCUAUUUGCAAACUGAAAUCUCAAGACUGCGCAUCAGAAUUGCUGAGCUUACUGAAAAACUGGCCAAUCAAGAAUCAAAGAUCCCUUUAGAUAUAGAUAACGAUUCUGCUUUCUGUAAUAGAGUAUGCUGCUUAAAAAGUUUAAUACGAAAGGACAUUAAAUCAUUGACUGAGAAAGUGGAAAAAACUUCGAAAGAACGGGAUGAAAUUUUAUAUAAAUUUAUACACUCAAGUAUACGAUAUCUGCGUAUGGCAAGCAGACUUGAAGGGCUUGAAUAUGAAUUAAAAUCUUUAAAAAAAGAGUUUGGAAUUCAGGAAAGUGGCUGUAAUAGACAAGAAAUCAUUAAAAACAAUGAUACGAACAGUUGUGGAAUCCUGCCGCGAACAAAUUUGAAACGAACUUUGAACAUUUAUGAAAAUGGAAUUAUACCACUCGAAAAACUCAUUAUGUUAGCGAAGCGUCGGAAGGAAACGGUCACUACGAAUCAAUUUCCGAAUAUUUCUUCGAUUAGUGAAAAACAUUCGUCACGUUUGAGAUUUAAGAGGAAACAUUUUCUUAAUAUGGCUAUGGAUGCGGCUGAUGGCAUGUUUUGCAGCAGUGAUACUUUUUCUGAUAGCUCAGAAACGCUAGAAAAAAAGAGUAGGCCAAGUUUCUGA
Dracunculus medinensis (Guinea worm) is the source of this 1248-nucleotide messenger RNA. NCBI's taxonomy places the organism in Eukaryota, Metazoa, Nematoda, Chromadorea, Rhabditida, Dracunculidae. The record is from the annotation of a GenBank genome assembly.